This is a messenger RNA of Portunus trituberculatus (swimming crab), 492 nucleotides long. RefSeq lists its product as uncharacterized. The transcript is spliced from 5 exons. Bases 1 to 492 code for a protein of 163 amino acids. NCBI's taxonomy places the organism in Eukaryota, Metazoa, Arthropoda, Malacostraca, Decapoda, Portunidae. The record is from RefSeq and is a predicted model, not a curated record.
AUGCCAAGUCUUGGAAAAUUAAAGUACAUGGUGCUAAUGCGUGGCAGCCUCUGGUGGCGAUGGUGGAGGGCAGCAAAGGGAACUGAGAAACCUGCUUCAUCCCUGGUGCUGACGUCACACUUGCGUCAGCGGGGACUUCCUCACUGGACCUCCUAUUUUGUGCGGUAUAGCGAUGUGACCAGUGAUCAGCGGGGAAAGUCACACUUCAACUGGAAGGUGGAUGACGUGAACUACCAUAUUCUGAGGACUGGAUGUUGGCCUUAUAUCAAGUACCACUGCUCCCAGCGACCCUAUCAAGACCUCUCCACUGAUGACAAGUUCUUCCGGGCGUUGAAGGUGAUGAACCUUGCUUUAGGCUCAGAUGGUCUCCCUUGCCUGGCCUAUGGCUUUGGUGCUUCUUUGCUCAUCAGCUUCCAGGAAGACGUGAAGACCCCUGAGGGAACAGUCACCAUAUAUUUUCUCUACGAAGAAGAUCGGGGAGCUAGGCAUUGA